This is a messenger RNA of Trichomycterus rosablanca, 564 nucleotides long. It is a transcript of the gene plekhb1, whose product is annotated as pleckstrin homology domain containing B1. Gene Ontology annotation, cellular component: membrane. The coding region runs from base 1 to 564 and encodes 187 amino acids. The record is from RefSeq and is a predicted model, not a curated record. Lineage: Eukaryota; Metazoa; Chordata; Actinopteri; Siluriformes; Trichomycteridae. Gene Ontology annotation, biological process: regulation of cell differentiation. The transcript has 6 exons.
AUGGCUCUGCUAAAAUCUGGCUGGCUUUGGAGGCAGUCAUCCUUGCUCAGGCGCUGGAAGCUGAAUUGGUGUGAUCUUUGGAUAGAUGGCAGUCUGAUGUUCUAUAAGACAGAUUCGAGAAAAGACUAUGAGACCAGAGUGAGCGUGAAGAGCACUUGUGUGAAUGUAAAGUCCGGCCUGGAGUGCAUAGGUGUGUCCCCACCUGACAGCCACCCCAGAGAGAAUCUUUUAGUCUUGUACCUGAAGGACGGCUCCACUGUACUUCUGUGUGCCAACAGUGAGGAUGAGACACUGGCUUGGAAGCUCACAAUUAUGGAAGCUAAACAAAAUCCUGUCUUUACUUAUAAUCCAUACGAUGACACCUACCAAUCUGUUACUGUAGAUGGACACAAUGCUGUCUAUGUUGCGCCAGGCAGCAGCACUGGAGGUGUACAGCAUAUCUGGGUGCACAGGGAGCCCUGCUAUAAUGGGGUUGGUGAGCAGAUAGCUCUGGGUCUGUUGGCUGGCAUGGCGAUGGGCACUGCUCUACGCUCUCUUCUCUGGAUGCCUUUUUGGUACUGCUGA